CUCCGCCCCUCGGCACCGAUAAGAUAAGGCCAGGGCGGAGGUGCCGGCUGCUAUAAGAGGGUGGCCCCGGCGGCACGGCUGCCACCGAGACCUGCCUGCCUCUGCCAGCCGCCGCCAUGCUGACCGCUGAAGACAAGAAGCUGAUCCACCAGAUCUGGGAGAAGGCGUCAGGCCACCUGGAAGACUUUGGCGCCGAGGCCCUGGAGAGGAUGUUCAUCACCUACCCCCAGACCAAGACCUACUUCCCCCACUUCAACCUGCAACACGGCUCUGACCAGAUCCGCGGCCACGGCAAGAAGGUGGCGACCGCCCUGGGCAAUGCCGCCAAGAACCUGGACAACCUCAGCCAGUCCCUGUCUGAGCUCAGCAACCUGCAUGCCUACAACCUGCGUGUCGACCCUGUCAACUUCAAGCUGCUGUCGCAGUGCUUCCAGGUGGUGCUGGCUGUGCACCUGGGCAAGGACUACACCCCUGAGGUGCACUCUGCCUUCGACAAGUUCCUGUCGGCCGUGGCCUCCGUGCUGGCCGAGAAGUACAGAUGAGCUGCCGCCUGCGCACGGGUGCCAUCAAUAAAGACACUUCUGCUGCA
Molecule: messenger RNA, 589 nt
Organism: Strigops habroptila (Kakapo)
Lineage: Eukaryota; Metazoa; Chordata; Aves; Psittaciformes; Psittacidae
Product: hemoglobin subunit alpha-2
Exons: 3
Coding region: 117-542 (141 amino acids)
Biological process (GO): oxygen transport; hydrogen peroxide catabolic process
Cellular component (GO): blood microparticle; hemoglobin complex; haptoglobin-hemoglobin complex
Molecular function (GO): oxygen carrier activity; peroxidase activity; haptoglobin binding
Source: RefSeq, a predicted model, not a curated record